Hermetia illucens (black soldier fly) is the source of this 3458-nucleotide messenger RNA. It is a transcript of the gene DAT, whose product is annotated as sodium-dependent dopamine transporter. Gene Ontology annotation, molecular function: dopamine:sodium symporter activity. The record is from RefSeq and is a predicted model, not a curated record. Gene Ontology annotation, cellular component: neuronal cell body membrane; neuron projection; presynaptic membrane. The transcript has 11 exons. Lineage: Eukaryota; Metazoa; Arthropoda; Insecta; Diptera; Stratiomyidae. Gene Ontology annotation, biological process: sodium ion transmembrane transport; dopamine uptake involved in synaptic transmission.
CAUAUUCACGUGAUAAUACGUUCUGUUUUCGUUGUGGGAAUACCGAGAAAAGUGCAAACUACAAUCUUAGAUUUCGCUUUACAAUUCUCAUUUCUGUACAUCUGGUACAUAUUGGAAUAAAUUAACAAGAAGAUUACCGUCUGCCUCAUAUGUAGUGGGAUAAGUUAGCAUUCAUUCAGUUCGUACUGAAAAGUAGUGUUAACGUGCAACUUAAGUCAUCGCCAACUGAUAGAUUUCAGACCAUCUUCCACUCGCAGAUUACAGCAAAUUAAAUCAUCAGCUCUUAACAGUGAAACAUCCAUAAAACUAAAGUGGCUGCAGUAAAGUUCAAAUCUAGAAAUAUAAAAAAGUUUAGCUUCAAGUGUGUAUUCAUGGUUUGGAAGGCAAACUCCAGAACUUAAAAACCAGCACUUCAGCUGAUAACGAUGUGUCGUGGAUUGCGGAAAAUUGCAUCUUAAUGGGCAAAGAAAGGGCUAAUCGAAUCAUGGCAGAAUCAGAGCGUGGCGGCGACGACAGCGAGGGCGUCGCCUUGGCGAUGUCACCAAAAGCACAAAUCACGAAAACUCAAACACCAAGGAAUGAAUUAAUUGAUCCUGAUCAACGUGAAACAUGGGCCGGAAAAGUAGAUUUUUUAUUAUCGGUUAUUGGAUUCGCAGUCGACUUAGCAAACGUUUGGCGAUUUCCAUAUUUGUGCUACAAAAAUGGCGGUGGCGCUUUCUUGGUACCAUACUGUGUAAUGCUCCUAGUGGGUGGGAUACCCCUUUUCUAUAUGGAGUUGGCCCUGGGUCAGCAUAAUCGAAAAGGUGCGAUUACCUGUUGGGGCCGACUAGUGCCAUUGUUCAAAGGAAUUGGUUAUGCUGUUGUUCUUAUUGCGUUCUAUGUCGAUUUUUAUUACAAUGUUAUCAUCGCGUGGUCACUGCGGUUCUUCUUUGCAUCAUUUACAAGCGUUCUGCCAUGGACAUCGUGCACUAACUCAUGGAAUACGGAUGACUGCAAACCUUUUGGAUUCCAGCAUAUCAAUCAAAAUGUAACGAUUAGUAAUGAAACCGGUUUGGCAGGGGUGAACUCAACAGUGACUACAACUUUAUUAUUAGACAACGAAACGAUUUCUUCCAUGAAAUUUCAGUCGGCAGCUUUAGAAUAUUUUAAUCGAUAUAUUUUAGAACUUAAUGAAAGUAAUGGAAUACACGAUUUAGGAGCAAUUAAAUGGGAUAUGGCUGUUUGCUUACUUAUAGUCUACCUAAUAUGUUACUUUUCGUUAUGGAAAGGAAUAAGUACAUCUGGAAAGGUGGUUUGGUUUACUGCUUUAUUUCCUUACGUAGUUUUGUUAAUCUUACUCAUACGUGGAAUAACGUUGCCUGGUUCAGCAAUGGGCAUUCAGUAUUACCUGAAUCCAAACUUUGAUGCCAUCUACAAGCCUGAAGUUUGGGUCGAUGCAGCAACUCAAGUUUUCUUUUCCCUUGGACCGGGAUUUGGCGUUCUUUUGGCAUACGCUUCCUAUAAUAAAUACCAUAACAAUGUUUACAAGGAUGCUUUGCUCACCAGCUGCAUUAACUCAGCAACAAGCUUUGUAGCUGGAUUUGUGAUAUUCUCUGUGUUGGGCUACAUGGCUCAUUCGUCUGGACAGCAUAUUGAAGAUGUUGCUACCGAGGGUCCAGGACUUGUUUUUGUUGUUUAUCCAGCAGCUAUUGCCACAAUGCCGGGCAGCACAUUUUGGGCGUUGAUAUUUUUUAUGAUGUUGUUAACGUUAGGUUUGGAUAGUUCAUUUGGAGGAUCCGAAGCAAUUAUUACAGCAUUGAGUGAUGAAUUUCCCACCAUCGGAAGAAAUCGUGAAAUUUUUGUUGCAGGACUGUUCAGUUUGUAUUUCCUAGUGGGGCUUGCCAGCUGCACUCAGGGUGGUUUCUACUUUUUCCAGUUAUUAGAUCGAUACGCUGCAGGAUAUUCAAUAUUGAUUGCUGUAUUCUUUGAAUCCCUUGCCGUAUCAUGGAUUUAUGGAACGAAGAGAUUUUGUAAUGACAUCCGUGAUAUGAUUGGCUUCCGUCCUGGCUUGUAUUGGCGAGUCUGCUGGCGAUUUGUUGCUCCUUUAUUUUUAUUGUUCAUCAUAGUUUAUGGAUUAGUGUUUUACGAACCUCUUAGUUAUGAAGGAUACGUCUACCCUGAAUGGGCAAAUAUCCUGGGCUGGUGUAUUGCGGGAUCUUCGAUGAUGAUGAUUCCGGUCAUGGCAAUCUACCAAAUUUUAACAACACCUGGCAGCCUUAAGAAGAGAUUGCGGACACUUACAACACCUUGGCGAGACCAGCAAACAAAUUUAAAUGGCGUUACGACGGAGCCAACACAAGUUCGUCUAACAGCCUCCAAGGAGGGCGAAGAAGUUUGAGGACGACCAUUUGCAAGAUUUCAAGUGUACUAUGUUUAAUUUCGUAGAGUUAUUCAAUACAGAAUGUUACGUAAAAUAUAAUAUAUUACUAUAUACAUGAUUAGCAAUAACAAAUGACGUAAAACAAAUCUAGAAUUGACAAAAAGCAGUUUGUGUGUAGCAAGUAAGACCAUUUUUUCGAGGGAAGGUAGCUAUGAAUUUAACAAGGACUUAAUCCUAUUCACCUACAGUUCAGGAAUACUCGUUUUUUUAGUGAAACCUGUACAGUUCUCACGGACCUAUUGCAGUUGAUGAAGCAUAGCGUGUUGUUGAGAAAAUCAUAUUUAUGUAUUGUUGCAAAUGUAUUUUUGGUGGUUUGGAAGCUGAAAAUGCAUUUAUUUAUUAUGAAAAUGCUGUGUAGAUAAUAGUGUGAUCGAAUAAGAAGUUGUUUUCGCUUUGUUAUUGUAAAAAACAUUGUAUUCACUCCACAACUCUGUGAAUAUUAGUGACAAAAGGUUAGAAAUUCCAAGGAACUUUAAUAGCAUGAUCUUCUGCAAUGUGUACAUACAACAAAUGCUGAAAGCGUAAUAGAAGCUUUAAUGGACCAAAUAGUUAAAGUAAAAACAAAAUUAUUUGCAUAAACAAUCGAAAAAUAUAUAAAUCCUGUACAAUUACUUGCCUUAAGUAUACCUUUUCGACAACAAGACAUUUUUUUUGCCUUUACUAGUGACCGAACUCAAAAAAAAAAAAAUUCGAAUAUUAUCGAUUUUGGAUGAUUUUACUUUUGUAAUAUGCUUUUGACAAUGGAAGGCAGUUGAAAUGCUAACAGGUCUUAUAUUCAUAUUAUAAUUUCAGUAUUUAUUACCAAGUAACCAUUUGUUCAGGGUAAAGCGGAGUUUGACAGCCAUAAAUUUCGCUCUACCAACUAACCAAGUGCCAACUAUGUAUAUUGAUGGUUUGAAUUUUCCGGGAAUAUGUUCGACUGCGUUAACUCCUCAACCAGCCAUUUGAGAAGUUAAUGACAGGUAUUACCACUUUUGUACAAGUAUCUUAACAGUUUACUAGAGUUGAAAUAGCCAAAUAUACAUUUUAUGUUAUACAA